UUUGGGGAUGGAUCUGUCAAAACUGCUCUUGCAGAGGGGUUUUGGCACCGCCUGGGGACACCCACCGCAGGUGACUGUCACCCUGUGGCUUGGCCCACCCUCAGCACUCAUUGCACAUUGCCUUCUCCCCGCAGCGUGUGGUCUCAGAGCCAUGAUGAAGCUUCUGCCCAUCGCCCCGCUCCUCCUGCUUCUCCUGACGAUGCUGGAAGCCAGACCAAAACCUGCAGCCCUGAAGUGCAGGACAGGUCCGCUGGACAUCGUGUUUGUGAUCGACAGCUCCCGCAGCGUGCGCCCCUUCGAGUUCGAGACCAUGCGGCGGUUCAUGAUGGACAUCAUCAGCAGCCUGGACGUGGGCCCCAACGCCACACGGGUGGGGGUGAUCCAGUACUCCAGCCAGGUGCAGAACAUCUUCUCCCUCAAGACCUUCUUCACGCGGGCGGACAUGGAGAAGGCCAUCAACAGCAUCGUCCCACUGGCCCAGGGCACCAUGACGGGGCUGGCCAUCCAGUACGCCAUGAACGUGGCCUUCACCACGCAGGAGGGCGCGCGCCCUCUGCACAAGAAGAUCCCCCGCAUCGCCAUCAUCGUGACGGAUGGACGGCCCCAGGACCGUGUCACCGAGGUGGCCACCCAGGCCCGGAACGCUGGCAUUGAGAUCUACGCCGUGGGCAUCCAGCGGGCAGACAUGAACUCGCUGCGCGCCAUGGCCUCGCCGCCGCUGGAGGAGCACGUCUUCCUGGUGGAGUCCUUCGAGCUCAUCCAGCAGUUUGGGAAGCAGUUCCAGGACAAGCUCUGCGGGGUGGACAUGUGCAUGGGACAGGAGCAUGGCUGCCAGCACAGCUGCAUCAGCACCCCUGGCUCCUUCUACUGUGAAUGCAACCCAGGCUACAGGCUCAACAUGGACGGAAAGACCUGUUCCUUCAUCGAUGCGUGUGCAGACGGGAGACACGGCUGUCAACACCAGUGCGUCAGCGUCCGUGGGUCGUACACGUGCCACUGCCGUGCGGGUUACUACCUCCACCAGAACAAGAAGAGCUGCACCAUGAUCGAUUACUGCAGCUUCGGAAACCACAGCUGCCAGCACGAGUGUGUGAGCAUCCCCAACGGGCACUACUGUCGCUGCCGCAGCGGGUUCACGCUGCAGCCCGACAGCAGGUCCUGCAGAGCCACUGACCUCUGCAAUGGGGUGGAUCAUGGCUGCGAGUUCAAGUGUGUGAGCACGGAGGGCUCCUACCGCUGCGUGUGCCCUGAGGGCCAGCAGCUCCAGGCUGAUGGCAAGGCGUGCAGCAAGUGUGGGUCUGGACAUGUCGACCUGGUGAUGGUGAUUGAUGGUUCCAAGAGUGUCCGGCCCCAGAACUUUGAGCUGGUGAAGCAGUUUGUGAACCGCAUCGUGGACCUGCUGGAGGUGUCCCCGCACGGCACGCGCGUGGGGCUGGUGCAGUACUCCAGCCGCGUCCGCACCGAGUUCCCCCUCAACAAGUACCACAGCGCGGAUGAGAUCAAGAAGGCGGUGAUGGAGGUGGAGUACAUGGAGAAAGGCACCAUGACGGGCCUUGCCCUCAAGCACAUGGUGGAGCACAGCUUCUCCGAGCUGGAAGGUGCCAGGCCUCUCUCCCACAACAUCCCCAGAAUCGGGCUCGUCUUCACAGAUGGGCGCUCCCAGGAUGACAUCUCUGAAUGGGCCAGGAGAGCGAAGGAGUCAGGGAUCGUUAUGUUUGCUGUGGGUGUUGGUAAGGCUGUGGAAGAGGAGCUGAGAGCAAUCGCCUCUGAGCCCGUGGAACAACACUUCUCCUACUCAGCAGACUUCACCACCAUGACCCACCUCGUGGAGAACUUCAAGCUGAACAUCUGCCCAGAGGAAGGCAAAGGGGAGACCGAGAUCCGCAGCCCCUGCGAGUGCGAGGCGCUGGUGCAGUUCCAGACGAACACCGUGGCCAUCCUGCAGAGCCUGACCGAGAAAAUUGCUCAGAUGACAGCCAGACUUGAAGACUUGGAAAAGCAGAUUGCCAAGAAGAAGUGAUCCUUACAGAGGGCUGCAGCGCUCGUACGGGGCACGGGGAUGAACAGUAGCUACGUGGCAUUGUUAUUGCUAGGUUAUUGUAAAGCAUCAGUGUUUGUUCUUGUAUCACAAAACCCCCGGAGGGAUGUGGAGAGUAUUUAAAAACCCCAAAAUCCUAAAAACAAAACCCAAACCAAA
Neopsephotus bourkii (Bourke's parrot) is the source of this 2197-nucleotide messenger RNA. It is a transcript of the gene MATN4, whose product is annotated as matrilin 4. The record is from RefSeq and is a predicted model, not a curated record. Lineage: Eukaryota; Metazoa; Chordata; Aves; Psittaciformes; Psittacidae. The transcript has 10 exons. The coding region runs from base 8 to 2020 and encodes 670 amino acids. Gene Ontology annotation, molecular function: calcium ion binding.